Molecule: messenger RNA, 15328 nt
Organism: Aethalodelphis obliquidens (Pacific white-sided dolphin)
Lineage: Eukaryota; Metazoa; Chordata; Mammalia; Artiodactyla; Delphinidae
Gene: SLC24A3
Product: solute carrier family 24 member 3
Exons: 16
Coding region: 429-2480 (683 amino acids)
Biological process (GO): intracellular calcium ion homeostasis; calcium ion transmembrane transport
Cellular component (GO): plasma membrane
Molecular function (GO): calcium, potassium:sodium antiporter activity; calcium channel activity
Source: RefSeq, a predicted model, not a curated record
ACCGCGCGCGGGGCUCCCUCCCCGGCUCAGUCUCCUCCCCACGCGCCCCCUCUCCGCCGGGCUGGCCAGCGCCGCCGCGUCCCCGCCGCUGCCCCCCGCCCGCGCCCGCGCCCGCGCCCGAGCCGCCGCGUCGCCGCAGGCUGCCGCCUUGCCCCGAGCUCCCGGCGCGCUCGGCCCCGCUCGGCCCCGGCCCCGCGCGCGGACCAUGGAGUAGGUGGACGGCCCCGCGACGCGCUCCCGCAGCCCGCGAGGCCGGAGCAGCCCCGGUGGCCUCGCCCGCCGGCCGCGUUGGCCCGCGGCGGGUCCUCCUCCCGCCGGUCCUCCCCGCUCCUCCUCCUCGGCUGCCGCCGCCCCCGCCUCCCGGCCGCCCCCGCCGCCCCCGCCGCGCCGCCGCCCGAGGCCGAGCGCGGACGCCGAGCGUGGGAGCCAUGGAGCGCGAGGAGGACGGGGACCCCGAGCGCCGGGAGGCUGCGGCGCGGGCCGGCGGCGACAAGGAGGAGGAGGAGGAAGAGGAGGGACUGAGCGACAGCGACGACGAGGACGAAGACCGGGAGACCCGCGGCGGCCGCCAGGAGGAAGAAGAGGAGGCGGCGGCCGCCGGGCGGGAGCGCAGCGAGGACGCGCCGCCGCCGCCGCCGAGCGCGGAGCUGCCUCCAGCCGCCGUGCCCGCCGCGGCCGCCCGCGACCGGAGCGGCCGCCGCCCGCCGGGGCCCCAGCCGGGGCCGCUGCCCUGCCGCCCGAAGAGGAUGCCGUCGCCCGACGAGGAGGAGCGCGAGCGUCGCCGGAGCCGCCGGAGGGACCUUCUGCUGAGCCAGAUAGGCUUCCUGGCCCUGGUGGCGCUGCUGCUCUGGUCGCUGUCGAGCAUGCAGGACCACGACGACCUUGACUUCAUGGACCUCAUCGGGCAAGACAGACAGUGGACCGUGGGCAGGAAGUUAAUGCAGGUGAAUGACUCGCUGACUUCAGAAGAUGCAGAGCCGCGGAGCAGCAAGAACUGCACUGAACCAGCCCUGCAUGAGUUCCCCAAUGACAUCUUCACCAACGAGGACAGAAGACAGGGGGCAGUCGUCCUCCACGUGCUCUGUGCCAUGUACAUGUUCUAUGCGCUGGCGAUAGUGUGUGAUGACUUCUUUGUCCCCUCCUUGGAAAAGAUCUGUGAGCGCCUGCACCUCAGCGAGGAUGUGGCUGGGGCCACGUUCAUGGCAGCAGGCAGUUCAGCUCCAGAGCUGUUCACAUCGGUCAUAGGCGUCUUCAUCACCAAGGGUGACGUGGGAGUGGGGACCAUCGUGGGCUCCGCCGUGUUCAACAUCCUGUGCAUCAUCGGCGUCUGCGGGCUCUUCGCCGGGCAGGUUGUGGCUCUGUCCUCCUGGUGCCUGCUGAGGGACUCCAUUUACUACACGCUGUCCGUGGUCGCGCUCAUCGUGUUCAUUUAUGAUGAACAAGUUUCCUGGUGGGAGUCUUUGGUCCUCGUGCUGAUGUAUCUCAUCUACAUUGUCAUAAUGAAAUACAACGCCUGCAUACACCAGUGCUUCGAGAGGAGGACCAAGGGUGCAGGAAACAUGGUCAACGGCUUGGCCAACAACGCUGAAAUCGACGACAGCAGCAACUGCGACGCCACCGUGGUGCUACUCAAGAGAGCCAAUUUCCACCGCAAAGCGUCAGUGAUCAUGGUAGAUGAGCUGCUGUCAGCCUACCCACACCAGCUCUCUUUCUCUGAGGCUGGUCUUCGAAUCAUGAUCACCAGCCACUUUCCCCCCAAGACUCGACUCUCCAUGGCCAGUCGCAUGUUGAUCAAUGAGAGACAAAGACUGAUAAACAGCAGGGCUUAUGCCAAUGGGGAAUCCGAGGUGGCCAUCAAAAUCCCGAUUAAGCACACGGUGGAGAACGGGAUGGGGCCCAGCAGCGCCCUGGACAGAGGUGUGAACGGGACGCGGGGGGACGACGUUGUUGCUGAGGCUGGCAACGAGACGGAGAAUGAGAACGAGGACAACGAGAACGACGAGAACGAGGGCGAGGAGGACGAAGAGGAUGAGGAAGGGCCGUACACGCCGUUCGACCCCCCCUCUGGCAAACUGGAAACAGUGAAAUGGGCGUUCACCUGGCCCCUGAGCUUUGUCUUGUACUUCACUGUCCCCAACUGCAACAAGCCCCGCUGGGAGAAGUGGUUUAUGGUGACCUUCGCUUCCUCCACGCUGUGGAUCGCAGCCUUCUCCUACAUGAUGGUGUGGAUGGUCACGAUCAUCGGGUACACGCUGGGGAUUCCUGACGUCAUCAUGGGGAUCACCUUCCUGGCAGCCGGAACCAGCGUGCCCGACUGCAUGGCCAGCCUCAUUGUGGCCAGACAAGGCAUGGGGGAUAUGGCCGUGUCCAACUCCAUCGGGAGCAAUGUUUUUGACAUUCUCAUUGGCCUCGGGCUCCCCUGGGCCCUGCAGACCCUGGCUGUGGAUUACGGAUCCUACGGUACAGUCACGGAAGGUUAAAUGAAAACCAUUGAAAAACAAAACUCAGAGCUCAUCCUGGAGGUAAACCAACCCCUCUUACCAGCUGUGAAAUCUUCCUGAUUGAACAUGAACUCCCAACUCCACAAGACACUUCGUCUGCCAUAAAUCAUGCCCUCUUUUCCUCUCCUGACAUUCUCCGAACACUCUUUAGAGAACAGAAAAUUAAACAUAAUUCUCAUAUCAGUAACACCCGCAGCCAUGAAAACACACCCUUUUCAGGUUCCAAACUCUAGUGACAGGGUGAUAUCAUGAACACAAAAAUUCAGGGCCUAUUAGAUGUCUGGCCCAAAUUCAUGUUUUCCAUCUGUGGAUGACAUAACUGGGUCAUCAGUCAGUCUGGUCAUUCUUCUGGAAUUGUACAAGGAGCACAUCAAAUUCUGUGGUUGAAGAUUGCCUUUAUUUUUGAAGUUGAGGGGGAAAUGCAGGAGAAGAAGCAGGCCACUUCUGGUUUAUAAGCAGCCGUGGCAGACAAGAGAGUGCUCUUGGGGGAAAACAUUUGGUUGAAAAGCCCAGAGAAAGAAGCAUUUAUCCAAAUGCUUCUCUUUCUGUAACCAGUGCCAGAGAGAUCUUCAUUCUAUUCCAGGGAUACCAGCGUCCAAUGUAGGCCUCUCUUUUGAAAGUAGAAAUUCAAUAAUCUAUAAACAGUUCAUGAGCCCCAGGGAAACCAAAGGAGAUUUCAUUUUGCAUAUGGUGUGAGGUAGGGAUCCGACUUCACUCUUUUGCAUGUGGCUAUAUAGUGGUUUCAGCAUCAUUUGUGGAAAAGGAGAUUACAUUUUGAACUUUUAAAAUUCUCUGGGGAAAAAAACCUAGUUAAUUUAUUUUUCAGUACUAUUCAAAACUUAGUAACUGUCAGGAAGCCCAUGAUUAUAUUGCAGUUAAAGCAUUGUAUUCUAGAAUCCAUGUUUAAUAAAUAGUGAUAAUCUUCACUGUCAGGAAAAGUUUUCAUCCUGAAGCAGAGCUAAAAUGUAAAUGGGCAAGAGGCAGGUAGAGGCAGCCAGGUGAGCUGAAUCAGGGGAGGGGCAGAGUAAUCAAACCACCCUCAGAUCCAAGUGGCAUUCUUUAAAAUGCUACUUUUUACUUAUUUUUCUGAGAUAGUUUCAUCUCUUUGAUUGAGAGGGCAUUCAGAGAGGGAGAAAAUCUCUAUGAGCAGACCCCCCGAGUCCUGCCCACACGCCUGACUCCUCUCAUCCCUCCAGGCACUGCCCCCAAGUACAGCCCAUGCUGAGCAUCACAUAAGCUCUUCCCCGCGUCCCUGUUGGCCCCCUCUCUUCCCUAUUUUGUCUGGCAGUUAUUUACCCGGAUCGGUUCCCUGUGGCUGGAGCCUGAGUGUAAAACCUUGUCCACUUCGCGUUUGCCAUCCACACGGCAGGACAUUUUACUUGUUUAAAUAGAGAAUACAUUUUACUUCCUCAAUUGCAGAGGCGAGCAAUCCUCGUACAUCAGUAGCUCCUGAGAGUGUUGCCGUAUUUCAGUCCAGUUAAAUAAUGUAUAUUCAUGGUGGUCAUUCGCAGUCAUCCAGACAAAAGUAAGAAUGAAAUAAUUUCAUCAGAAGCAGUCGAGGUGCUGGCAUGUAGGUAGACUUUAAUUUUCUGGGAAACUUUACUUGUGCAGGCUACCUCUUUGUCUAGUAAUGGUAGACCAAAACAGUGGCCCAAUUUGGCCCAACCAAGCUAUGUCUUUUGGUUUUCCUGUAAGUUAGGGAUCGAAGAAAAUUGUCCCCUGGAAACAGACCACCUCACAGAGCAGGGAAGGGCCGCCAGCAAGGACUCCCCUUGUCUCUCUCUCCAGUUCAUCCUUCGGGUACCAGCUUGGAUGUCCACUGUGACCUCCCAUACCUGAGUCAGAUGUCGCUGCUGUGUUUUUCACCAGCAGGUACCAUCAAGGCUGACUUUGCCCCUUUGUCUGAGCCUCCCGCAGAGGAGUGAUCUCCCUGAGGGCAGGGACUGUGCCCGUCUUACUCAUUUAUUGUUUCCUCUCUGCCUGGCACAGUGCCUGGCACUUAGAAUGUGCUCAAGAAAUAGUUGUUGGAGGGAUGGGUGGAUGGCUCCUGACUUUCCCAUCAGCACCACCUCACUUGGGGAGGAAGACACGUGAGCAGAGCAGAAGGGAGGAACAGGCUGACCUGAGAAAAGUGCAGGGGACAAACAGAGCAGCAAUGAGAAUAGCUUAACAUCCAUCGAGUCCCUACUAUGCGCCAGCAACUCCAGGGAGGCCAUGCACACAUGGGCUCAUCUAAUUCUGACAACAGCUAAGUAAGACAAGCAUCAGUGCGUAUCGUGCAUGUACUGUGUGCCGGGAACUUGGUGAGGAACUGGGAAUACAGAGUGAACAAGGCAGGCCAGCCCCUCCCCCUUAGACCGUGUGUCGGGUGGAGGGAGACAGACUCCAUGAGGGACAAACACGGGACUACUGACUUCAGAGGAGAAGCCCGUGGAGAUAGGUGGGCGUGUGAUAGUGAGGGGCGCCCGUCACUCUGAACCUGCUGCCCAGGGCGGUGGGCUCUGUGCUGAGCAGUGAGUGGCCAAAAAGAGUGGGGGAUUUGAGGGGCAGGGGGCGCCUUGUAACAAGAGGGUACCCCGGGCAGCUGUGUCUGAAAACAGAAGGAAGGCCAGGGCGCGGGGCGAGGCAGGCCAGGGUCAGGGAUUCACUGUAAGCCUAGUGCUGUGCUAGGCCUGCUUCUGCAGGUCAGGCACCCAGGGCCUCAGAGCUUAAAUCCCACAGCCGGAAAGAGGCAGAGAGAGGACAGUGAGGUUUCUUCUCUUCACACUGGGCCAGGGAGAACCAUGGCCAAAGCAAAUCGUGGCACAGAGGCCGCCGUUCCCGGCUGGCGCCCAGGAGCGUGAGGGUCGUCGCUGGGGCCCCUGGGUUUGAGUCUUUGCUGGGAGAGAGGACAGGGUCUGCUUAUUAAGGCUUCGGUGAGCACUUCAACUUCAUGUAAAGGGAGAAGGAGCCGGGAGGGAAGAGGACUCCUGACGCCCAGAUUUCACAGGCGUUGGUGCAGCUCAAAUCGCCACUGCCUGAGGCUGCAGUAAGUGAUGAGUCUAGAGCGGUUUCUAUCUGAGGAACUGCUCUGGAUCCUUCCAUGAAGAUGGUCCAUUUGUCCAGGCCCUGGGUCCCUCCGCCGCUUGCAUCAGGCCCUUGGGGGCCAGCCCCCGUGCCCAGGCACACUGUAGGGUCCCAACGUGUAACUUCAUGCCGAGAUGCAGGAGUUGCUUGGAAAGAUAGCUCCAGGUUCAUGGAAAAGCGCGUUUAGAGGCUUAUUGGCCAUGGGCGAUUUGGUCUUCCCUCAGGUCCGCCUCCAGCUUUUCCCGGGAGAGGGUGUCAUUUCCGAAAGGACACUCAGGGGCCUCCAUCUAUUAGCAGUUCAGUAACCACGUAGCUUUCUGACAUCUUUCUGUAGCUCUGACAUCGGCACCCAGCAGCCUGUGUGGGUUUAAUGGCCUCCUCACCCUAGCAGGUAACCUGCUACAAUUCUGAAGCAAUUUUCCCAUCUUGCCUAGAUGGAUUUCCAGGUCAUAAUUUUUGGAUAAUUACCACUGAGACAGCUGUUUUGUGCAAGGAUGAAGUUCAGGCAUCUGACAGCAAGGAACCAAGGCAGUUUUAUAGAUUUGGGGCAUUUCUUAGUACUUGUGUAUUGCUCAGAAGCCAGCUAGCUACCUAAGUGCCCCCAAUAAAAACUAUUUCUAAAAGUCAGUUUGGAAAAUGAGUACUUCUUGUCCCAUUUUGGUGACAAAGGUCUGUUCCGGCUGCUCCAACCGCACGAAGAAAGUCACCAGGCAGGCUCCGGGGCAGCCAGGGCAAAUCUGAUUUCUGAGCUGGGGCUUAGAAAUGUAAAAUAAAUCUAAGAAGCAAUGAACGGAGGCAGCAGAGGAUGUCUGUCUUUUUCUGUUUCCAAGCAAGAGCCCCCCUGAUUCCAGAAUCCACAGAGGUAAAAAGAAGUGAUCAGAAAUGUUCUCAUCCUUCUUCUGGUCAGACAUGAAUUGACUGCUUUCUGUGUGCCAAGCUGGUCGCCAUCGCUGGGGACACCUCAGUGAGCUGGACAGACACCGUCCUGUGCUCCUGGAGCCCCGGCCUCUGGGAGGAGAUGACCACACAGGCAAUUCCGAACCCAAGUGUGACGCAUGCUCUCCUGAGAGCUGGUCAUGCGGGAGUCAUGGCAGCAUGUGGCUGUGUGUGGCAGGGAUCAGGGCACCUGGAAUGCAUGUGAGGAAGUGACACUUAUUCUGAGAAUCUGAGAUUAUCAGAAACCAAGGAGAUAAAAGUGAGAGGCUUUUUCUAAACAGAAGGAACAGCUAGUAAAAGACCAAGACACUAGAAGGUUCUGUGCACGGAAGGACCCGAGGACAGCUCCUCUGCCUGGGGGCAGAGGGUGGGGGUGGGAGGCGGGGAGGCAGAGGGAUGAGUGGCAGGAAGCAACUAGAGCCCAGAGAGGCCACGUGGGCAAGGACGCUGAGAGCCGUGGCCAUGGAGACCAGGAAGGGGGUGGUGUGAUUGUCCUAUUAGGAAGAAGAUUCCAGCUACUGCGUGGGGAAAGGGUUGGAGCCACACAAGACAGAGGCCCAAGACCAGUUAUGAAGCAUUUGUAGGAAAGAGAAAAUAUGUGACCUGCGGAAGACAAGCCUGGGUAGGGGUGGAGGGGAGCAUAUCUAAGAGGCAGUGCCCAGGGUUCCAUUUAGGACAGAUUAGGUUUCAUGUGUCUGAGGGUCGUCCUGGUGGAGAUGUCAGGUAGGCAGUGGGAUAAAGGCGUCUGAAGUUCAGAGGCAAGGUCUCCAUUUGGCAGGCGAGAGCAUUAUUGUGGGUCUUCAAGCAUAAAGCUCUUACAAGAAAUAAGUGUAAAUAGAGAAGAGAGCCCGGAACCAUAUCCUGAUGUCAGGCAGGAAAAAACCAUCCAGCGAAGGAGGCUGAGGAGUGGUUCAGCCAGAAAGGGGGAGAACCGGGAGGAAGUGGGGCCCGAGAAUGUUUCCAGAAGGAGGGCGUGGCCAGGUGGAGGAAGGCUUUUCCCAAGGUCCUUCUUCCAAGGCCGGCUGUCUGCCAGCCAUCACCUCCUCCAGGAAGCUGCCUCUGCAGUCACGUGGGCGGCCAUCUCCCCUCCGCCUCUGAGAGCAGCACCGUGUCUGACUCAGCCGGCGCGCCCAUAACCCGCCAGUCGGUACCCGAUGCUUCUGCAUCUUCCUUCUCGCCUUCUUAGCGAGCAUCCCUGAAUCAGGCUCUUGGUACCUGCAUGCUGCUCCAGUUGCCGGACCAGUGUUUCCUUUUACUGAAAACGCUGCCCCAACCCCCAGGGGAAGAAGAGACUUACAGAGGUCUUCCCCACCCCACCCUUGGUUGGCACCUUGCACUUGACCUUGGCAGGAGUGUUGACACCAUGGACACCAGCAAACUCCAAAAAGCGCUGCCAGGGCCCGUCUAAACACAGGCCUGGAGGGGUAACUGGGGGAGCGCUGGGCGACGUGGCAAUGAAUGGUUCUUCUUGAGGCUGUUCUAACAAGACCCUGGGGGCUACCAUGACACCGCCCAGUCCCCUGAAGGUGAAUCUUGCCCUUUAGAUUUCAGGUGCUGGUUCAGGAAAAUGAGAUGAUACCUGGGGGAAGACAGGGUCUUGACCGGCCCCCCGGGAAAGGGCUGACCUGGGUCACCAAGGCCUGAAGCAGAUUCAGUCCCACCGUCUAUCAAAGUUCAGAUCCCCCAGAGACCACUGCAUCCUGAGACAAGGAUGGGGUGAGGCAUUUAUUCGGGGGUGGGGGGGAGGGAGGAGGAAAGCCCAGAAGGGAGCGGGGAGGUGUGACGGGAAGGCAGGCGGCAGCAGCUGGAGGGACAUUGGUGGGGCGGGUGGCGCUUCCGCAGUUCUGGGAGGAGCCCUCAGGUACAGGCGCCAGUACCGGCUCUGGGGAGUCAGCUGGCUCCACCGAAGUGGCAAGAGGAUGGGGGCAGCACGGGCAAGAGGAUGGGGCGGCCCCAGGCCUCUGCUGCACGGGCAUCUGUGGUUCUUGCUGUGUAUUCAGGACUCUUCCAGAAAGGAUGGGCGCCAAAGGCCCAGGUGCCACCUUGGAGAGUUCUUAGCAGGUGAAGAGAACUCUGGCUUUUCCCCUGUGCCCUGCAAGGUGCAGGGAAGAGUCUGGAAUUUACAGGCUUAAGGCCGACUCUGAGUGCAGGCUUGACCCCUUUCCAGCUUCGUGGCCGUGUGUGAUACUGGGAUUUAUGAUAAGAAACAUACAUUUACUCUUCGUUUCUAGCACGGGGCUCCUAAAACCCUCAGAAUUUCCUGAGGAGAGCUACAAAGGUAUCUUUUUUUCUGUUAAUGAGGUGACUUUAGGUCAGCACCUAAGGAUGAGGACUGCUUGGCAGGAGAACCAACCCUGUGAUUUGAGGGUUGGAACUUUUAGUCGCAACCCCCUGAAGUCUGGGGCAAAGAGAGGGGCUGGAGGUUCAAUCAGUCACCAGUGGCCGUUGAUUUAAUCAGUUGUGCCUCUAUAAUGAGGCCUCCGUAAAUGCCCAAAAAGGACAGGGUUCAGAGAGCUUCUGUGUUGGUGAACGCAUGGAGAUUCAGGGAGAGUGCCCCCCACCCCGAGAGGACCUGGGAGCCCCCAGCCCUUUCCCCACACCUUGCCCUGUGCCUCUCUUCCAUCUGAGUUAUAUCCUUUUAUAAUAAACCGGUGAUCUAGUAAGGUAAAUGUUUUCUCCAAGUUCUGUGAGCCCUCUAGCAAACUAGUAGAACCCAAGAAGAAGGUUCCUUCUUGGAACCCCCAUGGGGACCUCUAAUCUGUAACCCAGUCGUCAAAAGCACAGGUGACAACCUGGACUUACAGCCUGCAUCUCAAGUGGGGGGAGGCGGGUACAGCCUUGCAGAGCUGAGGCCUAACCUGUGGGAGCUGCUGCGGCUUCCAGGUAGGAAGUGGCAGGUUAAAGUGCAGGACACUCAGCUGGUGUCGCAGAAUUGCUUGGAUGUGUCGGGGAAACCCACACCCGCGCGCUGGUGAGCAGAAUCUUACCUCGGUUAAGAGCGUCACUGCCCUGAGCCUCAGCUCUCUCACCUUUACAGGGAGAACAAGCCACCUCGAGGAGUAGCUACUAGAAUUCAGUGCAAUCCUGUGUUUGUGUGUGUGCUCUGGAACGGAAGGGACUUGGGCACCAGCUGCCUUUAAUGUGCUGCUUUUCUGUCGGCUUGUUCACUUUCUGAUGUCAUUUAAUUGUUCAAGGAGAGAGGUUCCCGCCCUGUGAUGUUAUACAACAUAAAGUCACGGCUGGACACAUCCAUUUGGAACCAAAGCCCAAGCAAGUGUUCAAACUACCCAAGUCAGAGAAUGCAAAGGACACACCACAUGUGUUCCAAGUUAUAAACCAAAUUAGAGAAAAUCCAGGGGCUUCUUGUUUUUCUGAAAAGAAUUUGCUGGUUGGGUGGAGCUGACCUCAAAACAUACAGAGAUUUUAAACUGUAAUGUGGGGAGAGUCGGAGUCUUUGAGUCUUUUUUAGGUCCUCAAACAAAUGGUGUAGGAUUCAGGGAGCUGUUUUAUGAGCCACGUGCACAUGGGAAACUAGGGGUGUCAUGGUCUCUGCGUGCAUCCCUACUAAAAACCACACAUCCACGGAGCCUAAAUUCCUGUUGACUUGGGAACAAGCCAGCCUCCUGUUUCCUCUCCAACAACUGCCAAGAGGGAAUUGGGGAAUGAAAAUUCGUAGUUUUGAAGGCAAGAAAUAAAACAACGUUAAAUGUCAGAGCUGAGCAAUCCGAGUGUGUUGCCUGCUCUCAGAAGGGCAUUGCCAUGGGGACUCCCUGCCUUUGCACUUCCUGGGCUUCGCAUCUCUGAGGCAGGAGCAGGGAGAUGCCAGUUUAGGUCCACACUGUGCAGCUGGAGCUCCAAGUCUUUUCCAGAGGUUAGCAUCUUAGUUAACCCUAAGAUUGUCUGGCUUAGCAAGCCCCCAAGAAACUAGUUGUUCGGGAGGGUUAAGAUUUGCUGCCCUCAGGGAACCUUACUGGGGUAACGAAAAUGUUUUAUAUUCUCGUUGGGGUGUGGGUUACCUGGGUACACGCAUUGGUCAAAACUCAUCCAACAGUCCACUUGAGAUCUCUGCAUUUUACCAUAUGCAAGUUUGCCUCCACUGAGGGGGAAAAGGUAAUUUUGGUGCCCUCUGACUUUCUUGCUUAAAAAGAUCAGGCUUAAAGCCAACCUUCACCGUGGUCAGUUUCCCCACCCAGCUCUCCAGUCGUGCCCCUUGCCAUCCAGCCUCACUGCCUUACACAUAACACACACACACACACACACACACACACACAUACACUCUCUCUCUCUCUCUCUCUCUCUCUCUCUCUCUCUCUCUCUCUCGCAGCAUCACCAGCAGAUGCUCACUUAAACAUACAGUGUGUGGAGUUAGGGGGGCAGUUAGGUGCUGUGUGGAAUGACAGAAAACUCAAGACCCAGGCAUCUGCCCUUAGAGCACUGGGACUGGCUGGGGAGGGAAGAAGCCGGCCCCCCCGGGGAAAGUUAGGAGGAGAUCAGCAUCAGCUGGGGGAUAAAGCCAGCAGGGGCCCAGUGAACUUGGAAGAGGCAAAGGACCUAGGGAGGGAUGGGCAGAGAAGAAAUGGGAAGGAGGUGAGGGCCCCAUCUGACUCAACUGCAUGUUCCCAAAGAGGAUGGGCGUGGGGGGAGGCGGUGAAUUGCUCCAGUUGGGUAAGGGCUACCAGGGCUGCCAGCAUGUGAGCUGGUGCCUUUGAGGUCCCGGAGGAGUCCCGAGCUGUCUUUGUUCUCUUCAUUUUCCUGUCUCCACUGUCGGCCUCUUUUCAUUUUGCUUGUGUUAUAAAAUCAAUACACACCAAUAGCCCCAAACUAGAAGCAGCCCACCAAGAGGAGAAUAAUUAAACGAUCCGUCAUAUACGUACGCUGUUAAAAAAGAGCUGAGCAUAUUUGAAAGUUGCUGAGAGAGUAGAUCUUAAAAGUCCUCAUCACAGGAAAGAAAAAUGUUUGUAAUUAUGUAUGGGGACUGAUUGUGGGGACCAUUUCCCAGUAUAUACAAAUAUCAAGUCAUGAUCUUGUACACCUGAAACUAAUAUAAUGUUAGAUGUCCAUGAUACCUCAAUUAAAAAAUGAAGUGAGCUAUCGAUGCAAUGAAAAACAUGAAGGGAUACAUUAAAAAAUCGUAUGCUGAGUAAAAGGAUCCUGGCAGAAAAGAGUGCACACUGUGAGAUGCCAUUUAUAUGACAGGCUAAACCAACGUAUGAUGGAGAAGCUUAGAGCAGUGGCUACCCCUGGGUGAGACUGGCUGGGAGGGCAAAGGAGAGCUUUCUGGGGUGAUGGAAGUGCUCUACGUCACGGCUGGACUUUGGGGGACAUGGGUGUAUGCAUUUCUCAAAACACAUUGAAUGGUGCAGUUAUGAUUUGUGAAUUUCACCAUAUGGAAACAGCACCUAAAAGUAAGAGCUGUGAACUACUAGUGAACCCUGUGUAGUGAGAUGCAGGCUGAAGUGAUGGGGGUGACAUGUCCUAGCUUACUGUGAAGUUCAUUAAAAAAAUAAGAUGCUCUGAUUCUUUCAACUUUUCUGAACGCUUAAAAGCAUUCAUAAUAAAGUGUUGGGUGAAAAAAUAAAUAGCUAUACACACAUAAAAAAAGUGGGGAAGGGAGACAGGGAAUUGAGGGCAGGGAUUGCAUUGCUUCUGGAACAUUAUCCAGGGUCUCUCUGGCCAGUCCACCCUGCCCCACAGAAGCACUGGCCUUUUUGUAAACCACACGCAAAACGCCACUUCAAGGGCAUUCCUGAUCGUUCACUGAUUAUGUAGCAAGCACGUGGUCUGUGCCCAGCCCCGUGCCAGGCGGAGGAUGAAAUGCCGUCGUCCCUGCUCUCAUGGGGUUGGUCACCUACUGAGGCAUUGACCAGGGAGCUGCCAGGUGACGACCGUAUCAAAGUAGCAUCUGGGGGGCCAGGGAAGUGGGCCCAGGCAGAUCACGAGUGGAUGGAGAAUAAUGGCCCAGAUUUAUUGAGGACUUUAUACACCGGCUCCUAUUCAAGCUGAACAUGGAUUAAUCCAGUUAGUACUCAUAACCACUCCCUAAGGUGGGAACUGUAUCGUCCCCAUUUUACACAUCAGAAAACUGAGGUCUGGGGAAGUUAAGUCACUUGUCCAUGAUUAUAUAGCGAGUGGGUGACUGAGCAGGAAGCUGGGUCUGGAGCCCAUGCCCUAAACCAGGGGUCGGCACACUUUUUCCAGAAAGGGCCAGAGAGGAAAUACAUUAAGUGCUGUGGGCCAUACCGUCUCUGUCAGAACUGCUCGGUUCUGCCGUUGUAGCAUGAAAGCAGCCACAGACAAUGUGUCAAUGAAUAACCUGAGUUAGAAUAAAGUUUUAUUUAUAAAUGCAGGCGAUGGGCCACAACUGGCCCAUCACCUGCAUUUGCCAACCCCUGACUCCAACCACCGAUAGUCUCCAGUGGCUGGAGGUGUUCAUGCUGGCGCAGGGAACCCUAAUUCCUGACUGUCACGUCCAUGGGGAAGGGGGUUCAGUAAGGUAGCAAGGAACCGAUGCAGGCGUCGAGAGCCCAGGUCUCUGAUUAACAAUGAAAAAACAAAAAUACACCCCUGGGUGCGUGUGGCAGUCCAUUAGCCAAGAAAGCUGCAGAGAAAAAGGUGAAAAAGUGAAAAAUACUCAGAAACCCCACAAAAGUUGGUUGUCUUUAGUCUUUAGAGACGACUUACAAUUUCAGCAGCACUGUCCUUUGAGACUUUACGUGAAUGUAGACAGGGUGAAGUUCCAAAGCUUUGGUUGAACGUGAUUCCUUUUGAAAAGCCUUGGCCAAAGAGAACUGUCCUGCUUUGCCUUUUGCUCUCACUGGCUCUUAGUUUCUUAAGGGCAGGAAAUCACUUUACUCCAUCCUCGUUGCUGACAAGAAUUGGAGCCUGGGGCUCAUAGGGCGAGCUGGGCUGGGAAUGCAAUGGCCCCCUUCUUGGAAGAAUCCACACAGUGUUGAGAAUUAAGAGCUCAGAAGAGACUCUCUUUCAGUACAAGUCAUUUGUGCUGUACGCCUGGGUGCUGGCCUCUCUAUACUAACACAGCCGAUGAGAGGGGGAACUCUAUCCACAGCCUGGCUGAGGGUCUGCAGGAAGUUACGCCACCAGCUGGACUGAGAUGGGGCUGAUCUCCCAUUUGUCUGCGAUGGAUUCACCGGGUCAACCCGUUGCUUUAGUGGCAUGGAGAUAUGAUUGUGUCCAUUAGUCUUUGGGAGGCAUAUGGUAUGGGAAUAAUUUCCCAGCUGGGGUUCAGCAGAUGGUUGGCUCACAGGGAUUGUGUAGGCAGGGGAGAGUCCUGCCCAUUCCCUCCGACAGAACAUUGCUUAGUGACAUGUGUGAGGCUUCUGGGUCCCCACAGAAAGGGUUGGCUAUUUAGGGCAUGCAGUGUCCUGUCGCCAAAAGAUGAACUAACACACCCAUCUACAGAGACACCCACAGGUUACCAUACCCACACCUGGGGGUGAACUGGGGCAAGGGUGGCAAGAGGCACCUUGAACCUUGUCCAAACCACUCCUACUAAUAAUCACCACUUAGUUCUGUAAUGAAAUCAAUCAACCUGCCUCAUUUUCCUUUCUGUGAGCACAGGUGAGCAUUUGACUCCCAGCAGGACAGUGUACAUUGCUGGGGGUCGGGAGUAGUCCCCCAGCCUGGCUGCACAUAAGAGUUUCCAAGAGAACCGGGGAAAAAUGAAUGUCAAAGUCCCAUCCUCAGGAUGCUUGGAGGUCAGAAGUGGAUUGACCCUUAGGACUUUCUCUUAAACUGUCUCGUGCAUCCGAACUGUCUGGGGCGUCUAUUAAAAUACAGGUUGAUGAGCCCUGUCCCCAGAGUUUGCUGAUUUGGGAGGUCUGGGUGGGGCCUGAGAUUCUGCAUUUCUCACAAGCCUUCAGGUGAUGCUGCUGCUUCUGGUCAGGGGGGUGCUCUGUGAUCAUGGCUGCCCCGAGGCACCCCUCCUAUUUCCAGGCAGCCGGCCUCAGGACCCAGGACAAAGCACAAGGGGCAUCUUCUCGACACCAUGGAAGAAACUUUACCAUCUUUGUCGGCCCGGUUGGCCCCUUAAUACUCUCUAUCUGCUCUGUCCAGUACUGCAGCCACUACUCAUAUGUGGUUCUUCUAAUGUAAAUUUGAAUUAAUUAAAGGUAAGAUUAAAAUGUUUGUUCCUCUUUUGUUCGAGCCACUUUUCAAGUGCUCAAGAACCCCAUGUCCCUAACGGUUACCAUACUGGACAGCACAGACGUAGGACGUUUCCAUCAUUGCGGGAAGUUGUACUGGACAACGCUGUUCCCUAAGAAUUCCAGAAAUUGUUUUUUUUCUUCAAAGUUUGCCAGUUAACCCCACUGUAUUACUGUGAAAAACAAACAAAACAAAGUAUCAGAAAUGGAAUGUUAACUCUUUCCUCUUCUUUGCUUGGUCAAGAUAGCAGCCCUCACUCACCACUUCUCAUCAAGUUUGGGUGAAAGUCACAGACAUUGAAUGCAACAGAGAUAAAAAGUUUAGUAAUAUUUUUCAAAAUGUUGCUCCCGUGACCCAUGUUAUUAAAUUUACCCUAAAAGUUGUGUGUCGAGCAAGCUGGAGGUCACGUCCCCAGGAAAUAAGAAUUAGGCCACGCAGGAUGGAGAAUUCAAGUGGCCGAGGGGCAGUCAGUGGACACCUGCUGGAGGCCGAGAGGGAUCAGGCUGAGGAUGGACCAGACAAGGGUGCACCUUGGGUGUCCAGGAAAUCGCCCGUCUCUACUGCGGAGCUGCCGUUUGCUCUCCAUCCCUGGACUCACUGGUACUCACUGUCCUGCACUCCGCAGACAUGCUUUCAGGAGCCUGACUCCAUGUCAUCCUUUC